Aspergillus udagawae is the source of this 1356-nucleotide messenger RNA. RefSeq lists its product as uncharacterized. Gene Ontology annotation, cellular component: nucleus. NCBI's taxonomy places the organism in Eukaryota, Fungi, Ascomycota, Eurotiomycetes, Eurotiales, Aspergillaceae. The transcript has 5 exons. Bases 1 to 1356 code for a protein of 451 amino acids. Gene Ontology annotation, molecular function: DNA-binding transcription factor activity; transcription cis-regulatory region binding. The record is from RefSeq and is a predicted model, not a curated record. Gene Ontology annotation, biological process: positive regulation of transcription by RNA polymerase II.
AUGGGGCCUACCUGUUGUGCCACAUGCCAGGGCGGUACCAUCAGCUGCGACCGCGCCAGACCGAAACAAGCAUCUCCAAGGUGCUCUCGAUCCCACCGGAAAUGCAAGAGGUACGGUUUCAGGCUCUCCUGGCCGCGUCCCAACAAUCGUCGGCGUGCUGUCGUCUGCAAGUCGGCUCCGCUGUCCCCGUCACCUUCCACGGCUGGCCAGAUCUCCGAUGCACGCUUUGUCCACACGUCGAAUUGGGAUAUUGAAUUGCAUCACAGCUUGACAAGCUCUGUUCCGGUGCGCAAUCUCUCCUUACUCAGUGUCCCCAUUUUCUGGAACCCAUCUAAGCUGGAGGCUCUUGACCGAGACCUGUUAGACUACUUUUGCUGCGUAGCGUCUGCAUCCCUUGCCACCUUUGGCCACGAUGCCACCGCCCUCGGGAACAUCCUGGUUCGAAUAGCCCUGCAGGGAUCUGCGGCAGUGCUGCAGGCGCUGCUGGCCUUUUCUUCCCUACAUCGCUACGGCCUACAGUCCCAAGCCCUGGAGCUGAAAAUCGCUGCGCUCGGAAGCUUGGCCAAAGGUUUAGCAGCGCCCAAUCUGUGCGUGCAAGCGACCAUGCAGCAUAUUGCGGCGGGGAUGCUUCUUUGUUCAUUUGAGGUCCACCAGUCGUCUUGCACUUCAGACCAAUGGACGUUUUACCUCGGCGGGGUCAAGACGGUCCUCAACGCGUCCUCUACCAAAACAUUACGUCAGCUUGGCUCCGAUGUGGCCGCCUUGCUGGACUGGGUGCACUACCACGAUGUUCUCGCGCGUUUUUCCCUACUACACUGGAAAAGAGAUGGGGCCCCACAGCUCCCGUCGACUCCAACAGACCUCUUCUGUUCACAGGUAUCCAUUUUGCCGCCGCCUAUUUUCUCCAUGCUGAAUCUGCUGUCCCAAGUAUGCGAGACAAUAUCUAGCGACGCAAUUCCACCAGAAACCAGCGUCAACAUGAAUGAUUACAAAUGCUUCCUAGAAGUACUGGAUUGGAGAAUCAGGCGCCUAUCAAUACCAAAAGUCCCGGAUGAGAGCGAACCUGUUUCGGACAAUGCGACGUUGGUAAUGCAACUAUACCAACUUGCUAUACUGCUGUUUCUCAACCGAAGUUUCGAAGGCCUGAUCCUCCAACCCCUCAGAACACAACAGCACAUCGACAGAGCCUUCGCUAUUCUCCUCCGGCUGAGCUCCUGUAAACAGCAAUUUCCCAUUUUCGUCAUUGGCUGUGAGGCGCGAACGGAUGAGCAGCGGGCCGUCGUCCUCGAUGUCAUCUCCAGGACGGAGAAGAUGAGCUCGUCGCGAUCUUUGGACUAUUCUAUCGCGAUAAGUUGA